Exophiala bonariae is the source of this 1605-nucleotide messenger RNA. RefSeq lists its product as uncharacterized. Gene Ontology annotation, cellular component: cytoplasm. The transcript has a single exon. Bases 1 to 1605 code for a protein of 534 amino acids. Gene Ontology annotation, molecular function: sucrose alpha-glucosidase activity. NCBI's taxonomy places the organism in Eukaryota, Fungi, Ascomycota, Eurotiomycetes, Chaetothyriales, Herpotrichiellaceae. Gene Ontology annotation, biological process: sucrose catabolic process. The record is from RefSeq and is a predicted model, not a curated record.
AUGUAUGCGGCUCAUGUUCUGCUACUCAGCAGUCUCCUUGCCUCGGCCAGUGCGCAAAACUACACUGAGCGGUAUCGCCCUCAAUUCCACUGGACACCUGCCAAGAACUGGAUGAAUGAUCCCAAUGGCUUGAUUUACCACAAUGGCCAAUACCAUAUGUACUAUCAAUACAACCCGACCGGCGAUGUUUGGGGAAACAUGUCCUGGGGUCAUGCAGUCAGCCAAGAUAUGAUUUAUUGGGAAGAACAACCACUCGCUCUCAGUGCGUUCAAUACCCCAGCUGGGGUGCUGGGUGAAUUCUUCUUCUCCGGCAGUGCAGUUUAUGAUGAGUUUCAUUCUUCUCACCUAGGAGACAGCCCUCCACUCGUCGCGGCGUAUACGUCGUACUAUCCGAACAACGUCACAUUGCCCAACAAUCAAACAAUCCGUGGAGGCACGCAGUGUCAAUCAAUCGCCUACAGCAAUGAUGAUGGACUCUCGUGGAUAGAGUACGAGGGCAACCCGGUCCUCGCCCUGCCCCCCAGCCCAUAUGAAGAUCAAUGGAAAGAUUUUCGGGACCCCUACCUUUUUUGGUACGGAAAGGGUGCUUAUUGGGUGAUGGUGGUGUCGCUUCCCCAGCUUCACAAGAUACUCAUAUAUCACUCUACAGAUCUCAAACAAUGGGAGCAUGUGAGCGAAUUCGGACCUUCAAAUGCCGUUGGUGGGGUUUGGGAGUGUCCAAACCUGUUUCCCCUUCCACUCAAGGGAAAUAUACACGACAUCAAAUGGGUUCUUAUGGCUGGCAUCAAUCCCGGAGGUCCAGCUUUUUCAGGGGCAUCAGGAACUCAAUACAUCGUCGGAAAUUUUGACGGCACUUUCUUCAAGGCAGAUCCAGAUAGUGACUAUGACCCAGGUUCCGGGAACGCGAACUGGGUAGACUAUGGGCCUGACUAUUACGCCUCACUGACAUACAAUGGUCUUGCGAAUUAUGAGCGUGUGGCAAUUACUUGGAUGAGCGACUGGGCUUAUGGUGCAACUAUACCAACAUCGCCAUGGCGAAGCGCAAUGACUGUCCCUCGUGAGCUCACCCUUGAGAAAAUUGAAGGUCAAACGCGUCUGAUUUCAAUACCCCAUUCCAAUUUGCAAAAGCUCAAGAACGGACCCUUGUUGUAUGCCAAUCACUGGGAUUCAGCCACAGGUAACAUUUCGCUCCCAGUAUCUGGCAAACAACUGGAAGUUAGUAUCAGUUUUCGAGCUGGCAAGAACGCGAAACGCUUCAGUCUAGGUGUCCGUACUGGUGGGAAGACCUCUGGCACUCUGAUUGGAUAUGACUUUACCACGCAACGAAUGUUUGUUGAUCGCAGUUCUACAACCGAUGAUUCGUCCUUCAGCGACGACUACAAAGGCAUUUACUACGGACCACUACAGACACAGGAUGGAGUAGUCAAGCUGCGCGUUUUUCUUGACUGGUCGUCCGUCGAAUUAUUUGGUGGACGCGGGGAGUCCACUAUCACAGCGCAGAUUUUCCCGUCCGGCUCAGAUACCGGACUUUCACUAUUUGCAAACGGUGAGGUGAUAGAUAUCAACUUGAAAGUCGAAGCGCUAGCAUCUAUAUGGACUCGAUAG